AUGGUAAAGCUACCAGGAAGAUUGGAUGGCAGUCAGAGGGCCCUGAACUUGAGGCUGGGAUCCUUGUGGGUAAAGCAGACAAGCAGUCAGGGGGAUGCAAAUGCAGCUGAACAUCAAGUCAAGGGAAAGAAGAAAGAAGGAGGCCAAAAGAGUGUGUUGGAUUCCCUGGGACAGGACUGGACAUUAGACAGUAGUCAACAACCAUGUGGGUGGAGAGAAUUGACCACCGGUGCUCCAGAUGAGGGCUCUUCACCACUGAGUCAUCUCUCCAGUCCCUCAGUCAGGUUCAAUGACGGAGUCUCAGGUAUAGCCAGCAGGGUAGCCUUAGCUAGCCCAGAGCUCAUUGGAGUAGGACAGAAAGAACUUGAAGAAGAAAUAAUUCUAACACUGGUCCCAGUCACGGAGGAUCUCACCUUAGAAGUCCCAACAGAAUCUUCAGCCACAGAGCUCAAGCCAGCAGUUUCACUGACGCCAGCUUCUUAUACCAACCCCUCGGUGUCCAAUCGAAAGCCCCACCCGCCCCUGCCAGCCAUCCUGCCGCCUAUUAACGAAGUGUCCCGGAACACACUUCGGGAAUGGUGCCGCUGUCACGAUUUGAGUACGGACGGCAAGAAAGUGGAAGUCUACAUGAGACUCCAGAAGUGUUCAUAUUCCCAUCAAAAAUGCCAUAUUCCCCAAACACCUCGUGAGGCCAGACUGAAGCCUGCUCCAAAAAAAACCCAAAACAGUCAUCGAAGAACCAGACCUCGAGGUGUGAAGAGGAAGAGAGAGGAGGGCGAGUCCAGCGUAGAAGUUCUGACUUCAGAAAUGGAGUCCGGCAUAGUAGAAGUUCUGACUUCAGAAAGGGAGUCCGUUUUUGCAGCCUGGGGAAGAAUUGCCAUGCGAACUUCUCAGCCUAGGGCUGUGAAUCGCCAGCCUCUUCCCUCUAAAGCCAAAGCAUUUCUGCCCCCAGUCACCGGAUACAGGUGGUGUGUCGUACACGGCAGACAACUUCCUGCAGAUAAGGAAGGCUGGGUUUGUCUGCAGAUGCACGCUGGUCAGACCUGGGUUCCAGACAGCCCCCAAAGAAUGAUACCUCUCUUUAUUUUACCAGCCUGUGUUUUCCCAUCCCCAGGCGUGGAAGACAAUUUGCUCUGUCCUGAAUGUGGCCACAGCAAUAGGAAGAUAAUGAGGAAUUUCGAAAGGGACAAACGCACUGAAAAGAAACACAAACUGCCACCUUAG
This is a messenger RNA of Arvicola amphibius (Eurasian water vole), 1224 nucleotides long. RefSeq names its product developmental pluripotency-associated protein 2. Lineage: Eukaryota; Metazoa; Chordata; Mammalia; Rodentia; Cricetidae. Gene Ontology annotation, cellular component: nucleus. Gene Ontology annotation, biological process: system development. Gene Ontology annotation, molecular function: chromatin binding. The record is from RefSeq and is a predicted model, not a curated record.